Mesorhabditis belari is the source of this 4665-nucleotide messenger RNA. Lineage: Eukaryota; Metazoa; Nematoda; Chromadorea; Rhabditida; Rhabditidae. The record is from the annotation of a GenBank genome assembly.
AUGACCGAAACAACGCUCGUCGAUUUCGUCGCGAUUUGUGGACACGAGUUCCCGUUGCAGGUCGAGUACGCGUACGAGGCGAGCUCUGACAGCGGUUCGUCUACCCCCGAGCGCUUGAAACCGCCACUGCAUAGAGGCUACACGGGCCGUGUUCUCGCUCACUAUCCCCAUAAACGAAGCGAUGCCACUUUCUCUGAGGAAAUCUUCGCACUCUGUAUGCCAAAGGGUGUACGUUUCUGUACAGAACGUGAGCUCCCUACCGCUCCAACCAUUCACACAUUUGUUAACGUGAGAGAAGAUGGGAGCAGAGUGUAUGGAACAGCGAUCACUUUCUUUGAGGAGGUCCGUGAUCCAAAUAUUUGCGAACAAAUGGUUCGUCUACAUAUGGAACACGUAAAAGAAUUGACGUCACAAAGGAGUGAAACCGGCAUUGGAGAAAGAAGUGCUAGAGAGAUCAAAGGCGAUCACAGACAUCACCAUGCACCUGGCAUAGUCUCCGGUGGCACUCAUACCCUUCCACGUAAAAAGCAAAUUGAUCGUUCAAAGCGUAUUUCCUACUACGAUGGUGGUGCCCAUAAACAGCUAUUCGUCAGCAAGACCCUGUGCUUAAUCACUCGACUGCCAAUGGUGUUCGUGACGGAGGCGAUCUUGCGAAGUCUUGUUGAUAUGUUAUCCCCAAAAACUGAGUCGUGCUCACUUCCGCUAGAAAGUUACCUCUAUUGGAUCCUUCAUGAAGUACCCCUGCCAUCACCUGGCACAACGUUGAAGGUGUCGAUGUCCCCCUCGUCCCCUCUCCUUCUUCAACGCCCAUCCCUGCUUGAACUUCCCUUCUUCGACUAUUCUCUCUCGAAUCUUUUUGAUGUGAUCUCUCCCGAGAAAUUCCUCCGUUUACUCACUUGUUUCUUCCUCGAGCACCAGAUUUUAGUUUGCUCUAAAGAUCUAUCUCGUUUGAUGUUAUUGUGCGAAUCGCUUUCCUCGUUCGCUUUCCCAUUUCGAUGGUCGCUCGCCUACGCGCCAAUCCUACCGUACUCGCAAAUGAAAUUCAUUGAGGCUCCAGUUCCUUAUGUGAUGGGUUUAUGCUAUGAGGAGGAGUUGCCAGAGAGUUUAUUUCAGUCAAACGUUUGCGUGUUCGAUGUGGACAGCGGGAGAGUGGAGUUCCCUGAGGAUGUGCCACCAUUCCCGCAACACAAAGAGAUCUGCGCUGAAAUGAGAGCCAUUUUGAAAAGAUUCACUGUUGACGAAACAGAGAACCGCGACGAUCCAAACACAACGAUCACAACAACAACGGGAAAUGAAGACGAAUACGCACCGAAGAUGAGAGCAAUCAGCACGAGGAGAAGAGGUGAAUGGACUUACAAACGAAUGUCUCGAUCGUUCGAUGCGGACACGCUCGAUGGAUGGAUAAAUCCAUCAACGGCACAACUACAAAAUGAUCCUCAACCGCCGCCAAUUCCUGCAAGGGGCAUACUAGGAGAACAGCCGAUGACAAGACCGAGAAAUCUGCCUCCAUUGCCGAUGUCGACCCUGUUGGCUGAGGAUAGUCCAUUGUCGAGAGUGAACGAGAUUGCGCGUCGUGCUGGUGUGGCUAUCGAUUUGGCCGCAGUAGAAAGCGAGCUAAGUGGGCAAGAGAUUCUCACAAACUCUCCACAAAAUGAGCACUAUUUUCGGGAGGUGAAACUCUCGAAUGCUCUUCGGGAGACGGUUCUUCAUCGAGUCGUCGGCAUGCUCUACUCUUAUGAGCAUUUUGUCGUCGGUGCAGUUGGAUGCAAAGAUUUAGAAAGCUGGGAGAUCUCUCGUGAUAGUGUUGUUUCUUUCGACAAAGCCUCUUUCCUAUCGGAUCAACCCGACAGUCAUCUCGCUUUUCUAGCGGCUUUCCUCGAGACACAGAUGUUCACCGAUUUCAUCGACGAGAAGAUCAAAGCUCAAUGGCAACAAUCGGAUGAGAAUUUGAAGUUAUUCGAUACAAGGAUCAAAGAACUCCAGCAUCGUUUGGGUCAAUCGAUGGUUCGGACACCGACCGCUGACACGACGAAACCUUUUGCUCAAUCCGAGGAGCUGAUCACAAAACGUGCAGAAACAGUGGACUACGUUGUGCCCGCUCCACAUCUUCUUUCCGGCGCACCUCCGAUGAGAUACGAGGGCUAUUGGCCGGACACAUUCAACGGUACGGUUUUAGAAGGACCACUUGGCGCAGCCGCUCCUUCACCUUGGAAACAACGUUAUAGAAAUCGACGUCCACUUGAGGGUUUAUCAAAUGGUUCAUCCUCUCAUCGUCCCACAUCAAUCUACGGAGCACAACUAGCAAACGAUACCCCAACACAUAAAGAACAACAGUUAAAAUUCGUUGAGCAAUUAUUGAAAGAAACAAAAGGAAAAACGAAGCGAAUGCUGGUGAACAAAAUGGGCAGAGAGGCGGUUCUUUUAGGGCAUGGAGCCGAAGCUGGAGUCGGUGGAGUCGAAGAAAACACACUAGUUGCCGCUUUUUGCGAUCUUUUGGAGCGAGUUUUCAGCCACGGGAUCAUCAAGAAACAGGGCAAAUCCGCUCUCUGGACCUAUGUGCUUCAGCAUCAGGAUAUGGAGAAAUCGCAAAAUGGGGACACUCAUCGAUCGAUGACGUCAUCAAUGCUCACUCCAGCCCUUGCGUGGCACGUCUUUCGAAAACGAUUCGAGCAGCCGUCAACGUCAUCGCUGGGUGUCACAACGCAUCGCCAAUCGCGACCCCCACGUGCACCGUCAAGACCGAGAGCCGUGCCCUACCCCGGCACGAGGAGUCGAGCCCCUUCCCAGGAUGCCCGGCCAGUGGAUCAAGAAAACAAUGCGCUAUCUGUGAGUCCUGGAGGGCACACAAGCAUCUCCAGUGAUCAGCGGCAAUCUCCCGGCACUUCUAGCACUGACCAAAAUGGGAACGAAGGAGUUGUUGGGUCAGCGAUUAGUGAUCUCGUUGAAUCGAUUCAAAAAGAGUUGGCAAUGAAAGACACAGAGGAUACACCGGCGUGGUCAAAGAAUUUCUUGAAAGCAGCGAACUUUUUAUGUGAUCGAAUACAAGAGGCGUCGAGACCGAAGAGAGAUCCGUCACCUCAACGCAAUUUGUUCAGUCAAGCACUCGCUAAACCUCAACGAGAGGUCGCCUUGCCCCCAAUCGGCCCCAGACGGCUGAAGAAGUGCUCGAGUGUUAGUGAUUUCUCUACGCCAGGCUUUGGUGGCUCGUCAUCGGGAAGAGAGGGAAAUUCAUCUGUUGAGGAAUCGCCGAGGAGAAGUCAGAGAACGCACAGGAGUCAAAGCAGACCCCGAAGUCCGGAUGGUCGUGUGGUUCUCCCCUCCCUGCCCACCCAUAUCGCCUAUGAUUUAAAAAACGUCGUCCGUAUGGCUGAAAUCAAAACGGAUAUCGGUUACGCGAGGGCAUUCGUGCGGCUGGCUUUAGAGCGAAAGCUGCUGCAUCGACACCUAGCCGCUCUCCUCUCCAAUACACAAUUGAUACGAGAGCUCUAUCGUGCCGACUCAUUUACUCGGUGUGAGGACGAGAAAGAGCAAUUCUUGUACCACGUUCUGUCACUGAAUGCAGCGAAUUACCGUUGCUACACAAAUACAUUCACAAAAACGAAGAUGGAUUAUCAAGUGGUUGUUGUAACGGGCACUUGGAGAGGUGCAUUGCCAGCUGUCUGGAUGUGCAUCGAGGGAUCACUAGCCACAACGCCGAUGAUCCGUUUACCGGAAGGGACACCGUUGUUCAAAUUUGAUCAUCGAAACCUCGGCAUUCUGUCAACACUUCGAAUUGGGCAUUUGGCUGAAGAUGAGCGACCGUCAAAAUGGUUUCUCGACUACAUUGUGGUCCGAAAUGAGAUCACUGGUCAAAUGUAUCGUUUCCCGUGUGGACGUUGGUUUGGAAAGGGAGUCGAUGAUGGCAGUCUUGAGAGACUCCUUGUCGCUGAACCGCUUCACGAUUUCAAUCCAGAAACAGCAGAACUUGGUAUUGGCCCAUUCUCGCCGGCUCGUGGUCGACGAAUGGAGAGAGAUUCAUCAGUGACAAGAGAAAGAAGUCCAUCGACAGGAAGAAGUGCUGAUGCUGGGACAAGAGACGCACAACCCAGGACGAAAAAGCAACGAAUGCUAGAGAUCGAGCAGCAACUCGGCGACUCAGUCAACAGCAUUGUCAAGCAUUUCUAUUCAGAAAAAGAAUCGAAGAGUGAAUUGGCGAGACUUUUAUGCGGUGAACGGGGUCUUGUGCCCACAUUGGAAGCUUUAUUCCAGUUCGGUCGUCAGGAUUCCAUUUGGACUUCGCGACUUUUUCGACAAAAUUACCCAUGGGAUUAUGUUGAGAAAAUCUCCAAUUGGUUUUUCGAGUUUUGUCGUCGCGGUGAGGCCGAGCGAUUGACGCGCGGGCAAAAAGAACUCGUCCACUACUACCUCAGAUUGGUGCAACGCAUUUCCGAGAAGAACGUGCUCGGGAAAGACGGGAAAUUUCACGUUUUCAUCUUGAUAACGAUUCGUGACCACGUGCUGGCUGGUCUCUUGCAGCUGAUGUCAUGGACUCCAGUAACCGCUCAACUCUACGAUGAGGGGUCUUUCCUUCGAUCGACCUCUCAAAUGGCGCAUACCUCGAAGCUCCUAGAGGCGCUGAAUGAAUUUCACUUUCACAUCGAGAAAUCGUUAACUUACGGAAUUGUG